AUGCGGCGCAACGUUUCUCUUGCUUGUACAGAGUGCCAAAAAAAGAGGACCAAGUGCUCUGGAACGACAUCAUGCGAAAGAUAUGCAACCGAAACCCGCCAGUGUCUAUACGAUCAAACCGGUGAUCGCCGACGCAAAGCAUAUAUUGCCGGGUUGUUGAAUUCUCAUGCCGCUCUUUGUCGACUGGCUGCCAAGCUCCGCUCUGCAGCCCCCGAGGAAAUAUCAUGGUUGGUCUGGCAAAUUCAAAGCUUGCCGAACGACCAAGAUGCAGUAAACUACCUUGUUCGCAUGCUGGAUUAG
This is a messenger RNA of Penicillium maclennaniae, 300 nucleotides long. RefSeq lists its product as uncharacterized. The transcript is spliced from 2 exons. The coding region runs from base 1 to 300 and encodes 99 amino acids. Gene Ontology annotation, molecular function: zinc ion binding; DNA-binding transcription factor activity, RNA polymerase II-specific. Gene Ontology annotation, biological process: regulation of DNA-templated transcription. The record is from RefSeq and is a predicted model, not a curated record. Lineage: Eukaryota; Fungi; Ascomycota; Eurotiomycetes; Eurotiales; Aspergillaceae.